AGGCAAUCGACAAAAUCCAUGGACCAAAGCAGCAACAGCGACGACCGCCUGCACCAAGUAGCUGCGUGCAUUCCCAUUGUCCCGUUCAAGGGCGUCAGUUUCUACGAUAUAGGGGGACUUCUGGCUCAUCCAGUCGAGUUUGCCAUGUGCAUCGACCUUCUCGUGGCGUACUGCGAACCCUUCGCCGACCGCAUUUCAUCGAUCGGGUGCUUUGACGCGCGAGGGUUUUUGCUGGGCCCGAUACUUGCCGUGCGGUUGAAGAAAAAGGUGUUUAUGCUCCGCAAGCCCGACAAGAUGCCUCGCGUAUCCCAUAGCGUCCGAUACGGAAAGGAAUACGUCGGCGACGACCCGACCGUGGGGGACGACGGCCUUUGCAUUCAGGAAGGCGCAGUAGUUGCGGGGGACAAAGUGCUUCUCAUUGACGACUUGCUGGCAACGGGAGGCACCAUGGAAGCGGGCCUGGACCUGGUCAAGCAAUGCGGAGGCGAGGUGCUGUCGUGCAUCUGCCUCAUCGAACUCGAUGCCCUCCGAGGACGACAACGUAUCGCGAGCCGACACCCCGACACGACCUUUUUUCACCUCCUUUCAGAACAUCUUUGGGCAAAGACAUCAUAGAUUCACCGUUUCGUGCCAUUUCCUUGUGCAAUACAGCGACGGUAGUUGGGAAAUUGCACUCGAGAAUUCACAACAGUACGUUAUCUC
Aphanomyces astaci is the source of this 702-nucleotide messenger RNA. RefSeq names its product adenine phosphoribosyltransferase. Gene Ontology annotation, molecular function: adenine binding; AMP binding; adenine phosphoribosyltransferase activity. The transcript has a single exon. Gene Ontology annotation, biological process: AMP salvage; adenine salvage. Lineage: Eukaryota; Oomycota; Saprolegniomycetes; Saprolegniales; Verrucalvaceae. The coding region runs from base 19 to 615 and encodes 198 amino acids. The record is from RefSeq and is a predicted model, not a curated record. Gene Ontology annotation, cellular component: cytoplasm.